AUGAAAAGCAGCUCACAUAAGCAGGUGAAGAAGCAAUGCAAGGAUUAUAGUAACAUUAUAAGGAUAAGGAUCCAACUACAGAGACUGAAUUCGCUCAUACAGAGGUGGCCGCACCCCUCCCUGCAAAAGGAGCUCCUCAAGGACCACAAGACGGAAGGAAGAAACCAACUUGAGGAAAUACAAAGGAAUCUCCAAGUGAUUUUUCUCUCGCUCCUCAAAAAGGCCGCACUAGCAGGCCAGAACAAGGUCAAGGAAACAGACUUUGAUUCCAUCGACAUUUUGCCCAGGCGGAGGUCGCACUUGUUGCAGCGAUUGGACGCUUUAAACGACAGUACAAAGAUCAAAGUAGACAAGACUUUUCAAGUUUUAAACCAAAAUAUAUCAAACCAAGUGCACUACUUUUUGGAGAAUUCGUCAAAAUUUGUCAACAAAUCGCAUCUUGUUAAUAUCCCAGAGAAUACUGUCGGCUACGAGUUUUUGAAGACGCGUAUUGGUCUGGAAAAGGCAAAGCCGCUAUUCCUCUCCCAAGUGUACAAUGAUCAAGUCUUUUAUGUAAAGCUUCUGAAUCAAAUUCUACAAGAGGAACCGGAUGUUGACCUCAAAAAUGAGGAGUCUCUACUAAAGAAUAAUCAACAAGAUAAAUCGAGGUUGUCGCUUUCAAAGACUUCAAAGGGGAGAAGGAUACGUUACACUGUGAUCGAAAAGCUUAAAAACUUUGUGGAACGGACGAGGAAAAAGACCUACAACUCUGAGGAAUUUACAGACUUCCUUAUAUCAUCCUUGACGAAAGAAGUGGAGCUUGGGAACAGCAAGUACAAUCUGGACUCGUUCCUAGAACUCUUUAGAGAUGAAAAGUUUGAAACUUUGACACUAAAGGCACCAAUCAAGCAUGCGUACAGAAUAAUAUCACUAUCGGAACAAAUAAAGAGGAGUGUACCAGGGGUACAAACCCACAUUGAAAUGGUAAACUUUUUCGACAAUGAAGGGGAUAGAAGACUAAACUCCAAGUUGUUGAUCAGGAUACAUCGCAAAUGA
Theileria equi strain WA is the source of this 1035-nucleotide messenger RNA. RefSeq lists its product as hypothetical. The record is from RefSeq and is a predicted model, not a curated record. Gene Ontology annotation, cellular component: nucleolus; nucleus. NCBI's taxonomy places the organism in Eukaryota, Apicomplexa, Aconoidasida, Piroplasmida, Theileriidae. Bases 1 to 1035 code for a protein of 344 amino acids. The transcript has 7 exons.